CCGGGGGCGGGGGAGAAGAUGGCGGCUUCCGGGGGGAGCUGCCGCUGCUGAGACGACUGCCGGGUAAGCGGCUCCGGGAGUUUGAGAGCCGAGGCGGAGACAGCUCAGGACAGGGUGCGGCGGAGCUUGGGAGAGAGAGGAGUCGGCCUGUCUUCUGAGCUGAGUUUCCAAUUUGAGCUUGGGGUCCCCAGCCAUGGAGCCAGUAGAAUCAGGAAGUACUGCAGAUGAGGAGGAGGAGCGGGCGAUGGAGCAGAGGCCUCGGACCCGAUCCAACCCAGAGGGAGCUGAAGACCGAGCCCUGAGUGCCCAAGCUAGUGUGGGGAGUCGGAGUGAAGGCGAGGGUGAGGCAGCCAGUGCUGAUGACAGCCCACAGAACCCACCCAGCACCAACGGCAAACCCUGGCAGGUGCCACCACAGACUCCAGAAUUUCAGGUCCGGACUCCCAGAGUCAAUUGCCCAGAGAAGGUGAUCAUAUGCCUGGACCUAUCAGAGGAAAUGUCUUUGCCAAAACUGGAGUCAUUUAAUGGACAGCAGAAGAUUGAGCUUCCAGUCACAGAGAACGUCCAGACCAUCCCACCACCCUAUGUAGUGCGGACCAUCUUGGUAUACAGUCGCCCUGCCUGCCAGGCCCAGUUUGCCAUGAUGGAGCCCAUAAAGAAGAUGCUUCAGUGUCCAUAUUUCUUUUUUGAUGUGGUAUAUAUCCACAAUGGUACUGAGGAAAAAGAAGAGGAGACCAGCCAGAAGGACACAUAUGCCCUCUUUGGAGGCUUGGAUUCCAAAGGCACCAGCUACAAGUACGAGGUUUCACUGGCAGGACCAGCUGUGGAGCUGCACAACUGCAUGGCCAAACUCUUGGCCCACCCUUUGCAGAGACCUGUCCAGACCCAUGCCUCCUACAGCCUUCUGGAAGAAGAAGAACCUGCUGAAAUGGAAGCCACCGUUUAAGGCCUGUCUCAGGCCUCUAGGCUCUUGGCUGUCCUCCUUUCCGUGGAAUGAACCCUUUCUCCAUAGGCCCUGGAAAAGGGUCCUUAAGAACAGUGAUU
Vombatus ursinus (common wombat) is the source of this 1044-nucleotide messenger RNA. RefSeq names its product BRISC and BRCA1 A complex member 1 (gene BABAM1). Gene Ontology annotation, cellular component: BRISC complex; nuclear body; BRCA1-A complex. Gene Ontology annotation, biological process: positive regulation of DNA repair; mitotic G2 DNA damage checkpoint signaling; protein K63-linked deubiquitination. The record is from RefSeq and is a predicted model, not a curated record. The transcript has 6 exons. NCBI's taxonomy places the organism in Eukaryota, Metazoa, Chordata, Mammalia, Diprotodontia, Vombatidae. The coding region runs from base 194 to 946 and encodes 250 amino acids.